Messenger RNA from Cuscuta epithymum, 1535 nucleotides. The record is from the annotation of a GenBank genome assembly. Lineage: Eukaryota; Viridiplantae; Streptophyta; Magnoliopsida; Solanales; Convolvulaceae.
AUGUAGUCCUACUCAAUUUUUAAUAAUCCACUGUGCCGUGGAGUAAGUUGUAACAGGCGUGGCCAAAACCACUACAUAAGAAAUAAUCAGAGUCAUCAAACACUCUGAUCUGCUCCAAAGUUAGUUUCCCCUUCUUCAGUAACGCUUAGCUAAUCGAAAUAAGAGAUAAAAAUCGGAAGAAGAUAAAAGUAUGGGUUCGACGGCAACGCAGAGCCAGCUGAGGAACCGAGUCGAUUGCGACAAGGAGGAAGCCGACAGCUUGUAUGCGAUGCAGCUGGCCAGCGCCUCAGUGCUUCCCAUGGUGCUGAAAGCAGCGGUGGAGCUGGACCUGCUGGAGCUCAUGGCUCAAGCCGGACCGGGAGCAGCCGUGUCCCCUUCUGAGCUGGCGGCUCAGCUCCCCACCACUAACCCGGACGCAGCCGUCAUGCUGGACCGGAUUCUCCGCCUCCUCUGCACCUACUCUGUCCUGAACUGCUCUCUCCGGACCCUCGCCGACGGCCGGGUGGAGCGGCUCUACAGCUUGGCGCCGGUAUGCAAGUAUUUGACCAAGAACUCCGACGGCGUUUCCAUGGCGCCGCUCUUGGUCAUGAAUCACGACAAAGUCUUCAUGGAAAGCUGGUAUCACAUAAAAGAAGCAAUACUUGAGGGUGGGGUACCUUUCAACAAAGCGUACGGAAUGAAUGCAUUUGAGUAUCCAGGAACAGACCCGAGAUUCAACAAGAUUUUCAACAAUGGAAUGUCUGAUCACUCUAUCCUUACUAUGAAGAAGAUUUUAGAAAUUUACAAGGGGUUCAAUGGCCUCAAAUCUCUCGUGGAUGUCGGCGGUGGGACUGGUGCCACUCUUAACAUGAUCCUCUCUAAAUAUCCCGACAUUAAGGGCAUUAACUUCGAUUUACCUCACGUUAUUCAUGAUGCACUUCCUUAUCAUGGAAUGGAACAUAUUGGAGGAGACAUGUUCGUGAACGUGCCAAAAGGCGAUGCCAUUUUUAUGAAGUGGAUUUGUCACGAUUGGAGUGACGACCAUUGCUUGAAGUUCUUAAAGAACUGCUUCAAAGCACUUCCAGAAAAUGGAAAAAUGAUCAUCAUGGAGUCCAUCAUACCAGAAGAACCGGACACCUCACCAACGACAAGGAAUGUGAUUCAUGCUGAUAUCCUCAUGUUGGCUUAUAAUCCAGGAGGGAGGGAGAGGACUGAGAAGGAAUUUGAGGUCUUGUCUAAGAAUGCUGGUUUCAUACAAUUUCGCAAGGUUUGUUGUGCUCUCAACACUUGGAUCAUGGAAUUCUACAAGUGACAGACUCGAUCACUUUGAAUUUACAAACUAAGUUGAAGUGAAUUUACAAACUAAGUUGUUCUAUUUCCACUUUAACUUUUAUGUACCCUAGUUGGAAUCCUAAUUGUGAAAAUAAGAAUGGGACACAGAGAGCACAAAAAAGAACCUAAUUGUAUUGUACUCCGUAUAAUGUUUUAAUUAUGUUGAAGUCAUUGUUUGAACUCAUAUAUACUUGUUCGUGAAAGAUGGAUGUGCACUUUAAGAG